AGAGCUCCCGUUCGGCUCAGGUCGUGAGUGCCCCCAGGCUGGAGGCCCGGAGUCCCGCACCUCGAACGUCACGCGCUCGCACCCUGCUGAAGCGAUGCCGAGCCAGCUCGUGCUGAGCGUGCCGGAGCGCGCCUCGCCUGGGCCGAGCCGCGGCUGGCGCACCCCAGAGCCCUUGCCGGCGCCAGCCUCCAACGGCCUGCUGCACGGCGGAGUGCCCAGCUUCGAGAUGGCACACAUCCCCGAGAUCCCAGACGAGGACGCCCGCGACAGCAGCCCCGAGCCGCUGGAUGCCGCCGUGGCCAAGCAGGGCAGCUCCGGGCGUGACCUUCGGCUGAUGCUGCGCAUCUACGACCAUGAGCUCAUGGAUGCCAGCACCCCACGGGGCCACGACCAGGAGGCCAGGAAGACGCCACCUGCUGCGGACGCGCUGCCCGCCGCCGCUCAGGUGGGGGCCACUCCGGACGCGGCCUGGGCGCGCAUCCGCACACCUUCUCCCGACCACCGCACCUACGCGCCGCACGCCCCGCUGGCGUGGCCGCAGGGCAUGCCCGAGCUGAAGCCCCCGCAGUGGAUCCUUUUCGACCCCAUUUGGGGGGCCUCUACGUCCGCCGCCCGCGCCGGUGCGUGCGGUCGACGCGGCGCCACGCGGCCGCGCGCGUGCCCCAGAGUCCAAGGGCGCCGUGGCGAAGCAGAGCGAUCACGCCAUCGCCAGGCUGCGCGAGCAUGCCAAGCGACUUCGGCCCGGGGGUGCUCAGCGUCGGCACGGUGGGCCACCCGUACACGUGCCAGGAGCCUUGCAAGUUUGUGCGCAAGAGCCGCGGGUGCAAGGACGGGGCGGACUGCAACCGCUGCCACGUCUGCCUCUGGAACCGCUACGAGGCCAGCCGGGCGACGAGCACGAAGCGGUGAGUGCUCGUGCACGAGGCCUCUCUCUGUUCGCGGAGCCACGGCCUGCCGGAGGGGGAGGGCUGGGCGGUGUGGCGGGACCCCGCCGCGCUCCCAUCCUGCGCCUGGGCGCCUGCCGCGCUCGCACGGCGGAGGCCCUCCUACUCCUCCACCUCCUCCUCCUCCUCCUCCUCC
Molecule: messenger RNA, 1080 nt
Organism: Prorocentrum cordatum
Lineage: Eukaryota; Dinophyceae; Prorocentrales; Prorocentraceae
Source: the annotation of a GenBank genome assembly